Messenger RNA from Notolabrus celidotus (New Zealand spotty), 3373 nucleotides. RefSeq lists its product as uncharacterized. Bases 178 to 1014 code for a protein of 278 amino acids. The record is from RefSeq and is a predicted model, not a curated record. NCBI's taxonomy places the organism in Eukaryota, Metazoa, Chordata, Actinopteri, Labriformes, Labridae. The transcript is spliced from 3 exons. Gene Ontology annotation, biological process: positive regulation of isotype switching; negative regulation of double-strand break repair via homologous recombination; positive regulation of double-strand break repair via nonhomologous end joining.
UCGCGAGAUUUCCCGGGAAGCGCACUCCAACCAGUCUCCAUGUUAGCUUCAUGUCAGUUGAUGCUUAACUCCUUGUUGGCUGUUUCCUAUGAGGAUUACAAUCAGCUGACUCACAUGUAGGAACAUCACCAUGAGGAAGAAGAUGAGGAAGAGGAGGGGGGUGGAGUCAGUCCUCUGAUGGAGGAUGUGGUUGUGCACUACCAUCCUGGAUCAGCUGUUGGAACCCGCUCUCUGUUAGAGACCACAGAGAAGCUUCUGGAGCCUUUCCCCUGCCGGACUCCUCCGGUCUUCACGCCCUGGUUCCCUCCCACUGCAGACCUCCACCUGCCCAUCAGACCGGCCAAACCAGCUCCUGUGAUCACCUGCACGGGGGACUUACUCCCCUCUGACAGCAGGCCGCACGCUCACACCACACUAAGUCAGCUACGAGAAGCUGCAGCUGACGGCCCGGUUUCUGAGCAGCCUCAUGGAGGGGUCACAGUCAGAACAUCAGCUGAUCCACGAAUACCUGAAGAAAGCGUCUCAGAAACCCCGAACCACCUCCUCCCGUCCUCGCACUUUAACGAACCGGAGACUCAGAUCAGCAGGUUGUCUCCGGACGAACACAGACAUGUCCUCCCCGUCACGAACUCUCCUCGCAAACGCUCCUGGAGCGUCUUCACGCAGAGAGGAGUCCUGCUGCAGAGCCCACAGUCCCUGUCCAAACCGUUCCAUCACGCGGUGUCCAAACACCGGCUCCACCUCCGCCAGAGGGCCAAAUGGGUGAUCAGUCAGGACAACUGUGGAGGGGCGGAGGACAUCGAACAGGUCUGGCGUUCCCUGAGCCGCCUCGUCCGGACCUCCUCCAGGCUGCCGAGUUGUAACGCCAACAUCCAGCGGGAGCAGGCGGAGAUCUGGGUGUUCUGUGACGUCCUGCAGGCCGAACAGGUGGGGCGUUUCCUGAAGGAGGAGCUGCAGCUGGCAGGGAGGAUCAGCCUGUCGGUGCACAGGCUGGGAAACAUCUUCAGCAUGUAGAUAAAAAACAUCAGACGUGUGUAGGAACCAAAUACGGCACCGACUCAGGGAUUCAAGAAACAAGUUUACACAAGAUCACCGAUUCUGCAGUUUUAAUGUUUGUUAGGUCGAAUUGGCUGAUGGCUAAAAAUGCUUGAAACAGGUCGAUUGCUUCAGACGGAGGGCUCUGAUGGCUGAAAUGUAACCUCUGGAUGUCUGGAAGCAUCACAGAUUGAUCCCCACAGAUAUAGAUUUUGGAUCAAGAGCAACCAGACUCAGGAGCUGCUUCUGUGCCAGCCGGUUUGAGUAUUCGUGUGUUAUCAAAUAACACACGAAUACAGAAAUAUGAACCGGGUGAGUCAGUGGUAGACGAGCAACUCCGGUGUUUGGGUAAUUGUUUGUGUGGGUGGAGUCUGGUGGCUUCACCCAUCACCUGUCUGUUUCUGAUGCUCUGUUUUGAAGGCGAUCGUUGGAGGAUGCCAUAUUGGAAAUUCUGAACUCAGCCUAACUUCAUCCAAGCUAGUGUGAGGUAAAGAGGCGGGCCUUUAGCCUUUUCACUAACAGCUACAGUGUUCCUGUCUGUCAAUCAAGUCAGCCAUGCCCUUAUUUGGGCAAAAAUCCUAAGUGUAAUAUCUUCAAAAACAACGAGUUACAAAAUAAUUCACCCCCAUACAACGUGUGCCGAUAGAGAAAUGAGAUAUCCAGACUACACUUGUUUUUCAUACCAGGCUGUAAACAUGUUUAUUUCUGCUGUAAAGAUCGGCUUCUUUGAAUGGGUGUGUAUGUGGUUUCCGGUGUUUCUGCAGCCAGCCUCUAGUGGAUGCUUGAGGAACUGCAGUUUUUAGUACUUCCACAAGUGGCAACCUCUGGUCUGAAAAUAUGAGUCCAAUGUGGAAGUGCUAAAAACUGUAGUUCAUUGAGGAUCCACUUGAGGCUGGCUCCGGAAGUACCAGAAACCACAUACACACCAAUUCAAAGAAGCCGAUCUUCACAGCAGAAAUAAACAUGUUCACAGCCUGGAUCAAAAAACGAGUGGAGUCUGGAGAGCUCGUUUCUCGAGUACAGGGGGGGGAACUUUUUUCAUAACGCAGCAAUUUCGAAGAUAUUUAGAUUACGACUUCAAUGAGAGGCACAGCUGACAUGAUUGACAGGCGGGAACACUGUAGCUGUUGGUGAGGAGGCUCAAAGCCCGCCUCUUUACGUCACAAUUGCUCAACAGCAGCAAUAUGGCUGCCGCCGAUUGGCCUCAAAACUGCGCUUCAGAAACAGACGGGUGACGUCACGGAUACUACCUCCAUUCAUGAUGCAUUAUACUUCAUGUAGAGCCCGGUUUUAAAACAGGAGGUAUUUAACUGCAUCCCUUUAAAGCUGCUGUGAGGAACUUUUAGCUUGUAUUGAUUCUGGCGCCCCCUUGUGGACAAAGUGAUACCUCUUAUCUCUUGUCCUGUACAUGCAAAAUAAUUGUCUUCAGACAAUAACCUCAUCCUGUUGACUUUUAACAUUUAGACUUAUCUUACAAUGUGAUUAUUUGUAAUGAAAACAGCCAAAAAAAGGGUGUUUCUAAAGCGAGAUGUCAAUCAUCUGUUCUGACACCGACCCCCUCAGAGCAGUUUUAGACAUUAUAAUGACAACAGAGAAAGUAUCAGUGUUGUUGUAGAUGAUCUUGUUUGCUUUUGAGGGUCAUAAAGAGGCAGCAGUAUCAGUUUCAGUCUGUUUCUCAGCCAGUUAAAAACUCCUCAUAGUGCCUUUAAUGUUUGACUGACUGCUGAUCCACAGGAGAGGGUUUCUCAGGCAGGAGAGUCACCUGAUGUGUUUUUAUGGUCAGCAUCGUACUGACCCAGAUUUUCACAACGUACGUGUGCAUCAGGACUGUGUAUGUUUCUGCACCCCCCCCCCCCCCGAGGGUGAAUAUUAAUGAUUAUUACAGUAACUUGAUGUCUUCCUCAGAUUAAGUUCUUCCCCUUAACUGGGGUUAUAAGUGGAAGUAGGUCAAAAGACAGAAAUCUGUGCAGCACAUGAGCAGAAACCAGACGUACGAGUGUGAGAGUCUUUGUUUUGAACAUUUUCAACACCAAUAAUUUAUCAUAUCCACACAGGGCUCCUUAAUAAGAGAAUAACGGUGGUGAAUACACAAUGAGCUAACCUAUAUCCUCUAAAAACAAGUCAUUUUUUACAUUUAAUAUUCUGUUUCUUGUCUGCAGAACUGAAUAUCUCAUCAAAGGCGACCUACUUAAUUAUCAGAUCAAAGGCUGGGUGAAAACAUCAAACAUGUUUGUUCUUCUUCUUCUUCUUCUGUGUAUUUAUGAAUUUGAUAAAAUGAUUGUAUUUUACGUGUAUUUAAUGUUCAUCUCUGGUGUAAAUAAAGGUUUGAUAUAUUUUA